Messenger RNA from Saccoglossus kowalevskii, 2604 nucleotides. RefSeq lists its product as uncharacterized. Lineage: Eukaryota; Metazoa; Hemichordata; Enteropneusta; Harrimaniidae. The record is from RefSeq and is a predicted model, not a curated record. Gene Ontology annotation, molecular function: protein binding.
AUGGUAACAAGAACCAAAGCAUCAGCUCAGCCAAGCCUACAGAUACAAGCAGUGAAACGGCCAUCUACUUUGAAAACUGUACCCUCACCACCACUACAGGAGUCACCAUUGCCAGAAUCAGUCCAUCAAAGCAUACUACAGGAGUCGCCAUUGCCAGAAUCAGUCCAUCAAAGCCAUUCGAUAACUGCAAUAAAACAGCCAUCUACUUUGAAAGUUAUACCCUCACCACUACAAGAUUCACCAUCGCCUGAAUCAGACCAUCCAAACCCAUCGAUAACUGCAAUAAAACGGCCAUCUACUUUGAAAGUUAUACCCUCACCACCACUACAAGAUUCACCAUCGCCUGAAUCAGACCAUCCAAACCCAUCGAUAACUGCAAUAAAACGUCCAUCUACUUUGAAAGUUAUACCCUCACCACCACUACAAGAUUCACCAUCGCCUGAAUCAGACCAUCCAAACCCAUCGAUAACUGCAAUAAAACGUCCAUCUACUUUGAAAGUUAUACCCUCACCACCACUACAAGAUUCACCAUCGCCUGAAUCAGACCAUCCAAACCCAUCGAUAACUGCAAUAAAACGUCCAUCUACUUUGAAAGUUAUACCCUCACCACCACUACAAGAUUCACCAUCGCCAAAGCCAGCAGCAUCUCAUGCACCUAAGCAGAAAUUCUACCAAGCGCUGUAUAAUUACAAUGGAAGUGGAUCAGGUGAACUUGACCUCAUAAUUAACGAUAUCCUGAUAAUCCUAGAACGAAGCCCAAAUGGAUGGGUCAAAGGUCGAUUGGAGAAGAAUGGUCUGUCUGGUUGGUUGCCCCAGUCAUAUAUUGAAGAGUGGACACUUGAUUCUGAUUUGCAAGAAAUCAAAAAUGAUGGUCAUAGUGAUGAUUUUGAAGAGGGCGUAGAAUACAAAGCAGUGUACAGUUACCAUGGCAACAGUAAUAAUGAACUGUCAUUUAGUUCUGGUGACAUUAUCAUUGUAUUAGAAGAAUGUGACAAUGGAUGGUGGCGAGGUAACCAUGACAACACCCAAGGAUGGUUUCCAGGCUCCUAUGUGCAGCCUUGUGAUGAUGAAAAUGGUGAUGUAAAUGAUGCACAGGCACCUCACAAUGUUGAUCAACCUGACGGUAGAAAGCAACCUUAUGGCGAAUUUGAAGUUAUCCCCCAGUUAAUGGAAGCUAUGAAAGCAAGGGGCUUGACUUCACCAAAACGAAGAGCUCCAGAACCACCUGUUGGUCAGAAGAAGGCAAAGCCACUGAGCCCAGACAGAACAAGCAUGCAGAGCUAUACAAGUGAAGGUCUAUUGUCUCCUAGAACGCUUGUACCAAGACCGAAUAAUGCUGCAAUGCGAUUGGCUGAACGGCAUGAAAACAAAAGGAUAAGCAUUGCCAGCUUGGGAGAAGAGAACGGUUUAGAAAUAACACCUGGUGGCAGAUCAUCUAUGAGGCUUGUAAAAAUCAAAGCAGAAGCUGUUAAAAAGGGGGCAGAGUCAAGAUAUCAAGAAGCGCCCUCAAGGCCGACACCACCACCUCCGGAGGCUAUCAGGAAAUACACUCUGAAAGGUCGGAAAGAGUUGGCUCAGAAGGACAAACAAAAUGAUUCUGUAGUUGUUGACGAAAAAAUUGUUCCAAAACCAAAACCUAGAGAAAGAACUUCAGAUAGAAAUGGUUUAUCUGUUUCUGAUAGUAGUGCCAGAUUACCGCAGGCUAGUGAUAGAACUGUUACAUCGUUACCAGAGAAGUUUAACAAACCACGGUCAAGAAAACCGUAUUACGAAAAUGUGUCAUUCAGUCCAGGAGAAUCAAAUGCCAGACCGAGAGUUUCACCGAGGUCAAAUGUCGGUGGAGUUCAAUCAUCAAAGGCAGCAGUAACACACAAAGCUGAUCAUUCAGCAACACAGCUUGUAAGACGACCACAACCGACAUCCAGACAACUACAAAGCGAGAGACCCCGAUCAUCAUCUUUUAACGAUAUUGAAACUUAUACUGAACAUUACGACACUCGCAGACGGUCUGGUACAUUGAUGCAUAAGUCUGAUAUGCACAUUGCACAUUCACCUUCAUAUUCGCCAGAAAGACAACAGGCAUCACCAUCACCACGUAACCAUGACGAUUCUACUUAUAUGAAUCUGCAAAUGAUAAAUGAUAUGAACCGGCCAACUCCGGUCCCAAGAACACGCUGGUCACUGGUACUGUCUGACGACUCAAAUAUUCCAGAGCCUUCUCCAAGACAAACGCCUCUAGCACUUAGUCCAAUACCUAUAGAUAGAUAUUAUUCACCGCCACACGAGGAGGACACGUCCAACUUAUAUGAGAAUAUCAACUAUGCAGCUGUUAUUAAUGAGAGAACAGCCGGAGAUGGAGCUGAGACUGUGAGUGGUGCAGUCAGUGUAAAUCACGGAUCACUGACAUCAACACCUCUGCCAAAACAACACAAUGCUUUGUUUACAUAUACAGCUCAUUCAAAAGAUGAACUAAGCUUCAAAGCUGGUGAUGUCAUUGUAGAACUUGAGACAUUUGAUGGCAGUGGUUGGUGCCAAGGAAUGCUACAAGAUGGAUCUGUUGGACUCUAUCCAUCUAACUAUGUACAACUCAUGACAGAACUCUGA